Molecule: messenger RNA, 735 nt
Organism: Paramuricea clavata
Lineage: Eukaryota; Metazoa; Cnidaria; Anthozoa; Malacalcyonacea; Plexauridae
Source: the annotation of a GenBank genome assembly
GUCAAAGCCUGUGGUCGUCCGUAAGUAUCGCUUGUUAAACUUUGCUAUAUACAAUAACCAGAAUGUUUUGUAGCCAUGCGUGUAUGCAUGCAUGCAUGUCCUCAUUACUAUAGGGUAUAGUAGGGAACCUAAUAUGUGUUGGACCUCACCGAGGUCUUGAAUUUUGAAAUAUUUCCGGAUGUAGCCGGAUUCAUGUUUCCCUUGUUAGGGUCAGCAGGUAGAGUUAGGGAUAGGCAUGGAGUUAGGAUCAGGAACUUUAAAACAGCCGAGACAUAACCUAUAACUCAAUUUUUAAAGCGAGAACGUAACGCUGGCCAAUUUAGUGAUUUGUAAAAAUGCUCCGUUGAAGAGUCCGGGUUCGAAAACGACGUAUGUAUGAAAUGACACACCACGACUACUACAAAACUCGGCAGUUCGCUUCGGCUUGCUCCAGUUAUGACCUCUAUGGCUAGGCCGGCCAAACAUCCUUCGUGUGGCUCAGCCCUCAGUGAGAGCACGAAGUCAUAUUGCUUGCUUUAUAAUAUUUUUUUUAUCUUCAUGAAAUGAGUUAAUAAAACUUACAUUUAUCUUAUUUAUUGUAGAUGGAGUAAUCAGUGUUCGUCGUUCAAGUUUUAUAACAUUGGGUGUUCAUCAUCGAGUCUCAGUGCGACCCUUCCGUGGGGAAAUAACCUUGCCACCCCUGCUAUAAAAUGUUAUGGAAAUCCAUUUGGAACUUCGCUGUCAUGGAGUCAUUGA